CUCGCGUAUAUAUAUUAUUGAUUUUUUUUUUGGUGUAAUUUCUGUUCUUGCAGAGCACGCCAUUGGGUAGAACAUGGCGAAAGACGAGACCCCGACAAGCGACGACGCUCGGCCAUGGCAAUCUUACCACACCGUAUACACCAAUGCCAAGGCUGGUAUGGAUGGAGUGGACAAGGAGAAAGUACAACGAAUAGUGUAUGAAAUGAGCCAAGGGUCGAAGUACUUUGAGAACGAGGAGCGCAAGGAGGCUUUUAUAAGGCAGAAAAUAGAAAAUAUGCGAGCUCGGUGUGCCAAGCUUAGUGCCGAAGAUAUAUCUCACUUUCAGAUGGUUGCAGAAAAAAGAAUUUUAGAGUUAGAAGCUGCAAGAAACUUGUCAAGAAUUUGGAUACAUGUGGAUAUGGAUGCUUUUUAUGCAGCAGUAGAAACAUUAAGCAAUCCUUCGUUGAAGGGGAAGCCCAUGGCUGUUGGCAGUAUGUCCAUGAUCUCCACAGCUAAUUAUGAGGCUCGGAAGUUUGGAGUUCGAGCUGCAAUGCCUGGUUUUAUUGCUCGUAAAUUAUGCCCUGAGUUAAUUUUUGCUCCUACGGAUUUCAAGAAGUAUAAUUAUUACAGCGACUUAACGAGAAAAGUUUUCCAGAAGUAUGAUCCUAAUUUCAUGGCUGCUAGUUUAGAUGAAGCCUACCUCGAUGUAACUGAGGCCUGCAAAGAAAAGGGCAUUACUGGUGAAGAAAUUGCGGAAGAAAUCAGAGCCAACAUAUUUGAAGAGACAGGUCUUACAUGUAGUGCUGGAGUUGCAGCAAACCGUCUACUUGCCAAGGUUUGCUCUGACAUAAACAAGCCAAAUGGGCAGUUUGUAUUACCAAAUAACCGGGUGGCUGUGAUGACAUUUAUAUCUUCACUUCCUAUACGAAAGAUUGGAGGCAUUGGUAAAGUCACUGAACACAUUUUAAGGGAUGCUUUAGGAAUCAAUACAUGUGAGGAGAUGUUGCAAAAAGGCAAUUAUAUCUGUGCCCUAUUUUCUCAAUCUACAGCAGAGUUUUUUCUCUCCGUGGGACUUGGGCUUGGAGGGACAGAUACACCUGAAGUCAGGUUGCGAAAAAGUAUUAGCAAUGAGAGAACAUUUUCUGCCACAGGGGAUGAAACAUUGCUUUAUCGCAAAUUAGAGGAACUUUCAGAAAUGUUGUCGGCUGACAUGCAAAAAGAAGGUCUUUGUGGCAGAACAUUGACUCUUAAACUGAAAACGGUAGCAUUUGAGCUACGAACAAGAGCCGUAUCUUUGCAAAAACACAUUUGCUCAAGUGAAGAUAUUUUAAAGCAUGCAUCAAAGCUGCUAAAGGCUGAAUUUCCUAUUUCAUUAAGGCUGAUAGGCUUGAGGAUAUCUCAUUUAAAUAUAGAGAGGGAUGGUGCCCUACUUGAUCCUACCCAGAAGACUCUGACCAACUUCUUUGUAUCAGGAGAUACUUCUAGCAAAGAUGUGGAUGGCCAAAGAUCCUUUGGCCUUGACACAAUUAAUUUCUUAAUGAAUAAUGAUAAUUCUGAUUCUUUUAUUGGCGAACAUGAGACACAUCAUACUCAUAGUGAUGUGGAUGACAAUGAUAACAGUACUCUCAGCAGUAUUGCAGCUCAAAUGGAGAAAUUUCAUAAUUCUUCAAGUGAUGUUACUGCAUACAAGGUUGAGGGCACCAGUUGCCCAAACAGUGUGACUAAUGGAGCAAAUUUCCUGGAGGCAGAGGUAGGUUCUUCAAUGGGUCAAAGAGAGUUAUUUUUAUGGGUAAAUGACUACAAGUGUUCAUUAUGUGGGAUAGAGAUGCCACCAGAUUUUGUUGAGGAAAGACAAGAGCACUGUGAUUUUCAUCUAGCCGAGAAGCUUCAGAAAGAGGAAUCUGGCUCUGGGUUUAGAAAUUCUACUCCGAAGCAUAGAGCUGAACAAAAGGAUCAAAUUUCAAGCCCAAGCCAACGCAAGAAGGGCAGGAUGUCUUCAAAAGAAGGCAGGCAUAUACCAAUAGAUGUGUUCUUUGUGAAGAGCAAUCAGAACUUUUGACUCUUUUUUUUCUUUUUAUUUCUGCUAGUCUUGUACAUAUUUCUGUGUCACCGAUUUUACCGCAGUCUCUAAAUAAUAUUGUCAAUGUGAUUGUAAUACUUUAGUGCAAACAUGUAGAAUGUAUUUUUUUUUCUAAAAAAAAAACACGCAGUUGAGUUCUAAUUUGAACCCUCAAUUAAUAAUUUUCUUGAUUA
Humulus lupulus (European hop) is the source of this 2232-nucleotide messenger RNA. Its product is annotated as DNA polymerase kappa. Gene Ontology annotation, molecular function: DNA-directed DNA polymerase activity; damaged DNA binding. Gene Ontology annotation, cellular component: nucleus. NCBI's taxonomy places the organism in Eukaryota, Viridiplantae, Streptophyta, Magnoliopsida, Rosales, Cannabaceae. The coding region runs from base 74 to 2038 and encodes 654 amino acids. The transcript is spliced from 14 exons. Gene Ontology annotation, biological process: error-prone translesion synthesis. The record is from RefSeq and is a predicted model, not a curated record.